Molecule: messenger RNA, 5571 nt
Organism: Mastomys coucha (southern multimammate mouse)
Lineage: Eukaryota; Metazoa; Chordata; Mammalia; Rodentia; Muridae
Gene: Znf217
Product: zinc finger protein 217
Exons: 6
Coding region: 518-3619 (1033 amino acids)
Biological process (GO): regulation of DNA-templated transcription
Cellular component (GO): nucleus
Molecular function (GO): DNA-binding transcription factor activity, RNA polymerase II-specific; RNA polymerase II cis-regulatory region sequence-specific DNA binding
Source: RefSeq, a predicted model, not a curated record
GCGCGGCCGGGGGGGAGGGCGCAACAGCUGCUGCGAGCACUUUCUGCCCCAACAGUCCCCCCGCCGGACGCCGGCUGCCCGCCCGCCCGCGCAGGGACCCCGCGCCUGCACUGUCCCCGCGCGGACGAGUAGGGGGCGCCCGCGCCGCUCCCUCGCCCCCGCGCCGGAGAUUUUGGAAAUCCCUUGUCUUCACAUUGCUGGGAUCAACGUCUUGCUCAACUGAGCCACUCACCCAGUGGAGAUGGACAGGACUGUUGCCCUCAUGCUGACUCACGUCUGAAUCACGGCCCAGGGCAGCCUGGAUGCCUUGUUUGUGCAAAAAGCCAUCUCCAUCGCUGAGCUUACCCAAGCUCUGGAAUAUACAUAUCCCUCUAACUUACAGUUGCUCUGAUUUUGACGCCCGGGGCUCCUGGAGGUUUGAGUGGUAAUAUCACACAAGUGGCCUUAUUCUAACUCCAGAGAUCCUCAGCAGACAGCUGGAUUGUCAGUCCUGUCAGACCCUGAAGUAGCUGGCAGCAUGCCUACACAAUCCCUCCUCGUGUACAUGGACGGGCCGGAAGUCCUUGGCAGCUCUCUAGGUACCCAGAUGGAGGUGGAUGAUGCUGUGCCCAUAAAAGGGCCGGCUGCAGUCCCCUUCCGAGCUGCUCAGGAGAGGAGCAUGGCAGCAGCAGAGGGCCACAUGCCCCUGGAUUGCAUGUUCUGCAGCCAGGUCUUCUCUCAGGCAGAGGAUCUCAACCAGCAUGUGCUAGUGCAGCAUCGGCCCAUCCUCUGCGAGCCAGCUGUUCUGCGAGUGGAGGCCGAGUACCUCAGUCCCCUUGAUAAAGGUCAGGUGCCAACAGAGCCACCGAAGGAGAAGAGUAGCAAAGACACGGAGGAGUUGAGCUGCGAUGUGUGUGGGCAGACAUUCCCAGUGGCUUUUGAUGUUGAGAGCCACAUGAAGAAACAUAAGGACUCCUUCACGUAUGGGUGCAGCAUGUGCGGGAGGAGAUUCAAGGAGCCGUGGUUCCUGAAGAACCACAUGCGCACACACAACGGCAAGUCUGGCACCAGGAGCAAGCUGCAGCAAGGCAUGGAGAGUCCAGCCACCAUCAAUGAAGUGGUGCAGGCACACGCACCCGGGACUUUCUCCUCUCCCUACAAGAUCUGCAUGGUCUGUGGCUUCCUCUUCCCAAACAAGCAGAGCCUCAUUGAGCACAGCAAGGUUCAUGCCAAAGAAACUGUCCCCAGUGCCAGCAACAUAGCCCCUGAUGCCCACCAAGAGGAACCCACAUCCCCGAGGGAAGAACUACUGCAUUUUUUGAACUUGAGACCCAGAUCAACUGCAGAUAGUACAGUGAAGCCCGUGACCUGUAUACCUCAGCUUGACCCUUUCACCACCUACCAGGCAUGGCAGUUGGCUACCAAAGGAAAAGUGGCCAUUGCCCAAGAAGAGGUGAAAGAGGCAGGCCAAGAAGGAAGCACGGACAAUGAUGACUCAUGUUCAGAGAAAGAGGAACUAGGAGAAAUAUGGGCUGGGGGUAAGGCGGAAGGUUCUGGAAAGUCCAAAACAAGUAGAAACAGUUGUCCAGGUCUCUCUCAAGACAAAGAGAAGCCUAGACAUGCUAAUAGUGAAGUGCCUUCUGGGGACGAUCCCAAGUUGCCCAGUAGCAAGGAGAAGCCCACACACUGUUCUGAGUGCAGCAAAGCCUUCAGGACAUACCACCAGCUGGUCCUGCACUCCAGGGUGCACAGGAAGGACAGGAGGGCUGAUGCCCUAUCACCCACCAUGGCUGUGGAUGCAAGGCAGCCUGGGACCUGCUCCCCAGACCUCAGCACCACUCUGGAGGAUGGUGGGGCCGGGGACCGUGAAGGGGGCUCUGAAGAUGGAUCUGAGGAUGGGCUCCCUGAAGGGCUCAAUUUGGAUAAAAAUGAUGAUGGAGGAAAAGCAAAGCCCCCCCCGUCCUCGAGAGAGUGUAGUUACUGUGGGAAGUUUUUCCGUUCAAACUAUUACCUCAAUAUUCAUCUCAGAACGCAUACAGGUGAAAAACCAUACAAAUGUGAAUUCUGUGAGUAUGCUGCAGCCCAGAAGACAUCUCUGAGGUACCACUUGGAGAGACACCACAAAGAUAAGCAGCCGGUGGACGCCACCGCUGCUGAGUCCAAAAGCGAAGGCCGGAGCCAGGAUCCGCAGGACACGCUACUAACGGCUGACAGUGCGCAGACCAAAAAUUUAAAGAGAUUUCUUGAUGGUGCCAAAGAUGUUAAGGGAAGCCCAGCUGCCAAGCAGCUUAAGGAGAUGCCUUCUGUCUUUCAGAGUGUUCUCCCACCAGCACACAGCAACGAUACUCAGGAUUUCCAUAGAAAUGCAGCUGAUAGUGCCGAGAAAGUGCGGAAGAGUCCUGCCCCUGCUUAUCUGGACAUGCAGAAAAAGAAAGCAGGGGAGCCUCGGGCCAGCAGCCCUGCCUGCAGACCCGAGGGGGCUGGGCCCUUAGCCUGGGAGAAGACGGAGCGGGAGGCCGACUACAGACACAAGCCUGGUGCUGACUGCCAGGAGAGGCCUUUGAAUCUAUCCCUGGGGGCGCUCCAUGCCUGUCCUGCAAUCUCUUUGAGCAAGUGUCUCAUCCCCAGCAUUGCCUGCCCCUUUUGUACUUUUAAGACCUUUUAUCCAGAAGUCCUUAUGAUGCACCAGAGACUUGAGCACAGGUACAACCCCGACACGCACAAGAAUGGCAGCAGCAAGUCUGUGCUGAGGAACAGGCGCACAGGGUGCCCUCCUGCCCUGCUGGGAAAGGACGUGCCGCCCUUGUCCGGCCUGCACAAGCCCAAGGCCAAGACCGCCUUUUCAUCACAGGCUAAGUCCCUACACUCAGAGAAGGUUCGGCAGGGACCCUCAGGGCCAAGCAAAGCUCCCCAGACUUCAGGACCGGACAACAGCACUUUAGCCCCAAGUAACCUGAAGUCACACAGGUCACAACCCAGUGCUGGGGGCCUCAGUGCCACCAAGCAGCAGCAGUCAGAGCUGUUUCCCAAAGGCGGUGCCCCUGCUGUUGUGGAGAAGGGGAAAAGACCGGAGCCCAAACUGAAGGCCCUGCCGGCUCCCACCCCGUCCCCGCUCAGCAGCAGCAGUAACGGUUCUAUUGAGUAUCCCCUGAAGGUUGAUGGCCCAUGGGCACAGCAAGGGAGAGACUACUACUGCCAUCGGAAUGCUGGCAGUGCCUCAGCAGAGUACAGUGAGCCCCAUCCCAAAAGACUCAAGUCCACCGUGGUGUCCCUGGACACAGAGCAUCCUGGGCCCAAUGGCAGAAGGGGCUUUGAGCUCCCCAAGUACCAUGUAGUCAGGAGCAUCAACUCUUUGUUACCACCAGAGUGUGUGUGCCCACCACCUGUGCUGCCCCCCAAAGCCCGUUUCCUGAGCCCUGGGGAGGUGGAGUCGCCCAGUGUGCUGACCGUGCAGAAGCCCUGCAGCGCCUCUGGACCCCUGUGGACCUGUGGACCUGUGGGACACACAGGAGCCAGCCCAGCCCUUGAAGGAAAGAGGCCCGUGUCCUAUCAGCACCUGUCUAACAGCAUGCUGCAGAAGAGGAGCUAUGAGAAUUUUAUUGGCAGUACACAUUAUCGACCAAACGACAAAACAUCUUGAGUUGUGAUUCUUGGGAAACGAUCCCUGGAUGCAAGUACACACUUUCCACGGAAUCACAUGUUGGUUCAUCUUCUGAGAGCACACGAUGAUAGCUACUGAACAAGCUGUGACUGAAUUGUACAUAGACCUGAGAGGAGCGGAGAAGGAACACUACAUUCUCUACAGUUCUGUUACCUUUGUACCAAAUAGCAAUAAAACUAGUGGGAGCAGUGGGCCGCGCGCCAGGGGCACUGAAAUCUAUUUUGUCCCUAAAUAUUUUUUUAAAGAAUUGACCAAAUAAGUUUUUUUGCAUACUUGAGCGCUGCUGAAAAGAAAUCAUUUGGGGUGGGGUGGGUGGGGUGGGGAAUGUUGUAAAGCUUGCACCUCAGGUAACUGUAAAUACCGACAUGGUAAACUUGCUUAAGUACUGUGUGUCUCUCCCUCAUGGAGCUCAAUGAUUUGAGCAUUUUCUGCUUCUUUAUGCUUUUCAUUUAAAACAUGUUUUAAAGCCUAUUCUCACUGAGUCUCUUGGUUGUCUUCACAUUGCUGAUGAAGCGCUGACACUCAGAAGAUGCCUGUGCAUCCUGAGGUCAGCAGGCACUACCCUGGCACCUUUUAGUACAGCUGCUGGAGCUGGUGUGUGCAGGCUGUCCGGGACCGGCACGCGGCCCUGGGCACAGUGCGCUGCCUAUGAGCGGGUGUUGAUUACAGAGCGGCUUUCUCUGUAGAGUGGCCGAUGUCACGGAGAGCCAGGCUCCGUGGGGAGCUAGCUAAGUUCUUUUCUUUUGAAAGAUUUGGUGUCUCGGAGAGUUGCCUGAGUUAAGUCUAGAUAAAUAUACCACAUCUCCUUGUGUGAAUUGCACGCUUGGAAGCAAUUUUAAAGGGAGUGGAAAGUUUGGGGAAAUAUUUUAGUUUGUAUUUGGAGUCUUGAUGUGUCUGGUGUUUGAGGCGUGGACACCUUGAGUCUGGGUGAGGAACUGCUGCCUGAGCCUCCUUGAGAGGCAGGGAGAGAAGACACCGGAGUCUCUCCAUGGUUUGUUUCAGGGUGAUUUCCUCCGUGCACAGGCAGCUCGGCAUGGAGGGAGGACAGCCACCAGCUAGCUCACUCAGCAUUUUAAACUUGAGUUCUUUUGAUAUCUGAGUUUAUCCAGCAGUUCAUGGGUUUAGCAAACCCAAAAUAUUUUAUUAAGAAACUGUUUCAAAAAUAAAUUUGCACUGCUCCUCUUUCUUGCUCUCUACCCCUCUCAAUGGGACAAAAGGGUGAAGAGCUCAAAGACUUCCCCCACCCUCCUUGUGUACCAUGAAGGGUCCUUGGGAGUCAACUUACCUCCUGUGUUGAGAUGUGUCUGCUCUUGUAGAAAGUGCUUUUGUAUCAGGAACAUGUACACUAGGCCCUGUUCCCGUCCACAAGCUGAGCCAUAUGUACAUAAUCUAGACUGUUUCUUAGGUCUGCACUUUUAUAGCCCGUCUUUGAAGAUUAACACAUUUGCAAAGUGAUUGAUGCCGUCUUUGCCUAAAUGCAGUGAGUGUACAGGAAGCUUGCUCUCGGAGACAGUACAUGUAAAUCUGGAGGGGUCAUAUACAACAGGGGCCAAAAAUCACCAAAUCUAUUAGAAAACAAUGUGUGUAAUGCUGAAAUUUGGGGGGCUUUCAGAUUUCUCUAGCUAUGUUUUCUGAAUGCAUGAGAAUUCCAGGGUUUCUUCUUCUUUAAGCAGCCCUUUGUGCUUCAGUAUGUUCUUGUCAUCAGUAUUAACUCUGGGAUAACUGGCUGUGUGUCCUUCCCUAUGAGGCAGCAGUACAUGUGAGGAGAGGUACAUGCGUUGGAUUUUUGCUAAUGUAUUUAUUUCAUUCCAGUUUGAUUUAUUUUAAUUGUUGAUACUUAAGUUGUCAGUAGACAUGCUUUAUUUAUGAUAUAUUUCAGCUUAAAGUUAUGUUAUUAUAUGUGGAUGUAAAUAUAGAUUUGGUGUUUUACA